AGAUGGCCACCCUCAGUUCACUGGACGAAGAAGUUCGACUGUUCACGAAAAACACCGAGCGUCGAGCGAGAGAAGCAAAAUAUAAUUUGUGUCUUGUACGAGAUCAUCGUCGCGCUUGACUACCUCGAGCACGCCUACGUUCAUGAUGCAUUUACCUGAGCACCGAGCACUGAGCAUAGUAUGUUCCCAUUCUAAAUUCGCUACAUAUCAGACUUAGGAAUACAUAUGCUGCCAGAGAUACUCUCCUGUAUCACGCACGCAUCUUCUUUCGCAAUACAUGACAAUGGUCAAGCGCUCAAGUUCAUCAACUACUCCGUUCCCUCCAUCGAGCAUUUCAUGACGCGAUAUCGGAUGGAUAAUCCUGCGGCAUUGCAUUGCAUACGAGUUGCUGUAACUGCUACUGUUGAGCACUCUAGUGAGGUGGGACCUGAGACUGGAAAGUGGAUCGCAGAGACUACAUAGGUUGGAGUUUGUGUUGCAGUCUCAUUUUCUAACCAAUAGCGCAGA
Molecule: messenger RNA, 507 nt
Organism: Suillus clintonianus
Lineage: Eukaryota; Fungi; Basidiomycota; Agaricomycetes; Boletales; Suillaceae
Exons: 1
Coding region: 226-462 (78 amino acids)
Biological process (GO): endosome transport via multivesicular body sorting pathway
Cellular component (GO): ESCRT I complex
Source: RefSeq, a predicted model, not a curated record